Molecule: messenger RNA, 2132 nt
Organism: Punica granatum (pomegranate)
Lineage: Eukaryota; Viridiplantae; Streptophyta; Magnoliopsida; Myrtales; Lythraceae
Source: RefSeq, a predicted model, not a curated record
GAGAGAUCAGAUCACAUUCGCACUGUCAAACUUCACCUUCGUCAAUCUCUCGACGUCAUUCUCGUUCAUGUCCGAUUCUCUGCAAUGCUUCGCGACAUGCUGAUACUCGGCAAUUCCCCCCCUCCGCAGUCUCCAGCGGCCGCCGCAGCUCGCUGCCGCCGAAGUUGAGCUGCAGCUGUGCUUCGGGUACGGAUCGAUUGGCCUUGUCAAUUGAACGCUUACUUCUGGUUCAUCUGCUCGUAUGUGGCAUCUUUUACAAUGCGCUAUAUCCUGAGAACCGAAGGAAAGCAACGAUUUUGGCUUCUCUCCGAGGAAUGAUUGAUGAUAUUGUGGGCAUCAGUUGAUCCAAGAAGUGAUUUUUUUUCCCUUUUCUUGAAUUCAAUCAUUCGUUUUGGCCUCUUGCUCUUGCUGGGUUUGAAUUCUGAGUUCUUCACUGCCCGGUUAGCAUGAAGUGAGCAUAGGAAGAUCCGAAAGAGAAGAUUUUGCUGAAGAGGAACAAGGAAUGCCUCUGAAGAACCCUAACUCCUCCAUUGUUCCUUCCACCCUACCAAAACUUUGCUCAGUUCACUCCGCAUUUCUCACUUUCACUUUGCUAGUCUUUACCGUAACCAUUCUUUUCUUCCUGAAGUCCCCUCCUCAAUCCCAUCCUUCUCCCCUUCUUUCCCGAAGCACCUCUAAGGAACCCAACGAGUUUAUCAGAGUCUACCUCGCUGAACUGCCGAGGUCCCUUAACUAUGGCCUCCUCGAAGAGUACUGGUCAUCAUCUUAUGUCGAUUCACGUGCUGCCAGUGAUCCAGACCAUGGAUUUGGGAAGAUGAAUUCGCCCAAACCCACCAAGUUCCCGCCGUACCCCGAGAGCCCUUUGGUCAAGCAGUACAGUGCUGAGUAUUGGAUAUUGGGUGAUUUGAUGACACCUCAAGAAUUGAGGACAAAUUCUUUUGCGAAAAGGGUUUUCACGGCAGAGGAGGCAGAUGUUAUUUUCGUGCCUUUCUUUGCAACACUGAGUGCAGAGAUGCAGUUGGGGAAGGACAAAGUGAAGUUCAGGAAGAAGGAGGGCAAUGAGGAUUACAAGAGGCAGAGAGAGGUACUUGAUUUAGUGAGAAAUUCUGAGGCAUGGAAGAAGUCUGGUGGACGAGAUCACGUCUUUGUUCUCACUGAUCCAGUUGCAAUGUGGCAUGUAAGGGAGGAGAUAGCCCCAGCUGUUCUCUUGGUUGUAGAUUUUGGUGGAUGGUUUAGGCUCGACUCAAAGUCUUUGAAUGGAAACUCAUCAGACAUGAUACAGCACACUCAAGUUUCGCUCCUCAAGGAUGUUAUUGUACCUUACACUUAUUUGCUCCCCAGACUACAUCCAUCCAAAAAUCAGAGACGCCAGACCCUUCUCUAUUUUAAAGGGGCUAAACAUCGACAUCGGGGAGGUGUUAUUCGAGAAAAACUGUGGGACCUGUUGGCGAAUGAGCCCGGCGUUGUCAUGGAAGAAGGCUUCCCAAAUGCCACUGGGAGAGAACAGUCGAUCAAAGGAAUGAGAACGUCUGAAUUCUGCUUACACCCAGCUGGGGACACCCCUACUUCAUGCCGACUCUUUGAUGCCAUUGAGAGCCUCUGUAUACCCGUUAUCGUGAGUGACAACAUCGAACUUCCAUUCGAAGGGAUGUUGGACUACUCGGAAUUCUCUGUCUUUAUUUCUUUUUCCGAUGCUUUGAAACCCAAGUGGCUAUUGAGCCAUCUCAGGAGUUUCUCGGACAAGCAGAAGGAUCAGUUCCGUAAGAAGAUUGCUGAGAUUCAGGAAGUUUUCGAAUACGAUAAUGGUCAUUGGGGUGGUAUUGGACCAAUCCCACCUGAUGGUGCAGUGAACCACAUAUGGAGAAAGGUCCAUCAGAAGGUUCCAUUGAUCAGAGAGGCGAUGAUUCGGGAGAAGAGGAAACCACCAGGUGUCUCGAUUCCUCUUCGUUGUCAUUGUACUUAAAGUACAGUUAUAUUGUUUUAUUCGUUGUAGAUUCACGAAGAUGUAUUUUGUAUGUGCGAAAGUGUUGCAGCAAAAGCUACUAGUGUGGUCAUUAAAGUGAUAACAGAGAUGGCUAUUUAUUUGUUUCCCUGGAAAGUGCCUUUUUAACGCGACACCAUUUACAUAUUUA